Molecule: messenger RNA, 1419 nt
Organism: Drosophila simulans
Lineage: Eukaryota; Metazoa; Arthropoda; Insecta; Diptera; Drosophilidae
Exons: 4
Coding region: 186-1250 (354 amino acids)
Source: RefSeq, a predicted model, not a curated record
AAUAUACAAUAAUUUAUAUAUAUACACGUAGUCGCGAAUUGAGCAGAGCCAGUUCAAGCUCACCCCAUUUUAUGGAAUAGAAAAUAACAAAAAGUAGCACAAAUUUUAGUUUAAGCCUAACGAACCGUGUUAACAUGAAGUAUACAAACAAACAUUAUUUAGCUUAACAACGACCUUCACCAUUUAUGCCGGGAACGAACAUGGUAUUUGCAGUGAAGUGGUACUUUGCCUUCUUUUUUGCUGCUUCAAUUUUUGUAAUGUCGUGUAGUGGCCAUGGCAGACUGGUCGAACCACCCAGUAGAGCAUCAGCUUGGCGUUUUGGAUUUCAGACACCACCAGACUAUAAUGACCAUGAACUAUACUGCGGAGGGCUUAGCCGGCAAUGGCAAAGAAACGGCGGUAAAUGUGGAGAAUGUGGAGACGCGUGGGAUGUUCCGGAACCACGACCCCACGAAUAUGGUGGCCACUGGGGAAAAGGCUUAAUUGUGCGGAGCUAUUUGCCUGGAUCUCAAAUGACGAUUCGUGUAGAAUUGACAGCUAGUCAUAUGGGAUAUUUUGAGUUUCGAAUAUGCCCAAAUCCAAAUGCUAAGCAGUCAUGCUUGGAUAAAAAUGUAUUGUCAAUUCUUAAUGGAUCUCCUUCUCAGCCAAAUAAAUCAGAUCUAGAUAACCGAUUUUAUCCUCGGAACGGAAGUUGCAUAUAUGAAAUUUUGGCACAGUUACCAGAUUUUACAUGUGAACACUGUGUUCUGCAAUGGCGUUAUGUUGCAGGCAAUAAUUGGGGUAUGUGUAGCAAUGGUAUAGGAGCUAUUGGAUGUGGUCCACAAGAAGAAUUUCGUUCGUGCUCUGAUAUUGCCUUAACUACAGAAUAUUUGCACCCAUAUCUAGGUCCUAUUAGCGCACCACCUACAAAAUCUAAUGGAAUGCCUGCGAACACGACACAUAAUUCUGUUAAUACACAAAGUGACAAAUUAAAGUAUAUUUUCAUCAUUUUACUGCUGUCAAUACUAAUAUUAGUUUGCCUUGUUGUUAUACGUUUGAAAUUCCACAAUCACAACAGCUUUUGUAUUCAACAAUUUGUUAAUAAUCUUAAAAAAUAUUUAUUUUGGAAUUCAUUUCAAAACAAUAAUUUUAUAUGUGAUGUAUUUACCCUUGGCAAUGAUAAAUUAGGUAGCCGACCCAGUCCACUUCCACGAAAUAAGAGAUUAAAUAAUGAAGUAAAAAAUGUAGUAAUAGAAACAAGCACAGUAUAAAUACCUGUAAGUUGUAAUUAUUUUUGCACGUUUUUAAACACAUUAAUAAAAUAGUUUACAAUUAGUUUAUGUUAAGAAUGGUUAUAUAUAUCAUGUGAUUAAGUAAAUAUUUAUUACAAAUUGUUAUUUUAUAUUAAGCUGUGCACUAUAAAAAACCAAAUUCAACGUG